Molecule: messenger RNA, 1046 nt
Organism: Marchantia polymorpha subsp. ruderalis
Lineage: Eukaryota; Viridiplantae; Streptophyta; Marchantiopsida; Marchantiales; Marchantiaceae
Source: the annotation of a GenBank genome assembly
CGACCAUCCUGGAUGUGAAGAAUCAAAAUAUUAUACGGACGUGAAAGCAUCUUCCGUCACCGCUGUAUAACCCGAGAGAACUGGAGUACUUUGUUUCAUUUUUCGCAGCAUUCCGAAGUAGGCUGAGGUUCAAAUUCUCGACAUGAGCGAAUGAUUUCGGCUAGCUCUGAAUAGAGAAUUAUUUUCGGGUACAAUCAUGUCAAGCUGAGACUCUAUUGCUCUCUCUCUCCAUGUCGAUCCACUCACUGCCCCUAUUGUACAGUACAGCCUCUGCAGUUAGGACGAGGGAUCUGCAUGCACCAAAUAUAAAUGUCAAAUAACCGGUUGAUUGACUCGGAGCAGGAAUAUGGGUGUUGGUUCACUGACCAGAAACAUGGUGAACUCAUGCGGCCACACACGAAUGGAGGGUACGAGAUGUACAAAGAAGACAAGGCAAAAUGCGUCUAGACUCCAAACUCGAAGGUUGGAGAGUGAAAUUAGCCCGGAACUGUACCAGACCGGAGUUAAUAAGUCGAAUAUGCUGUGAAACUGGCUUCAACUGUACACACAAAUCCAUGACCAGAAAAGACAAUUGGAAGGUUCGUCUUCGUUCAAAACGCAUUGAAGAGAAAAUAUUUGGCUCCAGUGGCCCUCCAGAACCCCGUUUGGACCCAUCGAUGGAGCUUUUUCUUCCACAAGGAACGUGCCACGAGACCUGCAGCAGCCUGGUCAGAGCAGUCCAAGAGUCUUUCUGUGGAGUCUGCUGCCCACCUUUUGGGGCCCUGAAGCUGAAGGAUUGGGUAGAACGACAUCGCCUUGUCGACUUGGUUUCCCUCCCAACAGUUGAAUAAUAGGCAAACACUCGUUAGUAGGGGCUGGUGAUAAAUGUCCAAUAACUGUAGGGUUCGGUCCAAAUUCCGCAUGAAGUGGUUUUGAAAACAUCAAUGAGCUCUACCUUGUAUGAAGCGGAUUCCCAUUCAAUUUGUCUCUCCACAAUGAUACACCCAUCCCCAAUAAGAUGGAAAAUAAUGCCCACCUUUCGGUUGGCUCUAAUUAUGAGAAAUAAA